This is a messenger RNA of Brenthis ino (lesser marbled fritillary), 2079 nucleotides long. Lineage: Eukaryota; Metazoa; Arthropoda; Insecta; Lepidoptera; Nymphalidae. The record is from the annotation of a GenBank genome assembly.
AUGUACCUGGUAGAGAUUUUCGUAGACAAAGUCACUAUCUUCGCAUCCGAAGAAGAUGAAAAAAGCGGCGCUAAUAAGAAACUGAUUAUCAAGAUACGAUUCGGACCUAAAGUUGAGUUUAUAAUAAAAGAGGGACAACUAGCACAUAAUAAAGACACAAAAGACGAUAUUAUAGAUUGUGACGAAAAUGGAAGACGUAAAUGGACGCGAACUAUAAGAGUGGGAAAGUCAUAUUUAUUUCCUUCAUAUCCGGAUACUGUACUUAUGAUACUUAGUAAAUUUCCCUUAGAAAUAGAGAUAUGGAACGAUGAUGAAAAAGAGGUAGAGAUAUUUGUAGGAAUUGGUACCAUGCAUUGGGAAACUCAGUUCUUCCAUAUGUUAAAAGAAACAGCUGAAGCUUGUAAGCUCCAUGAGCCGCUAUCGAUAAAGCAGAAUACCCCACUAUUUGCAGAAUGUUGCUGUAAACAAGUUGGUGAGAUAUCUUUCAUUCUUAGAUUAAGUGCAUUGGGGGAUAGUAUCAUAACAGAGUUUCAACAACUAAUGAAAGAUCCAGAUACUUUUGUAUUUCGAACCAAUAAAGCGCCGAGCAUGUUUCAGUGUAAGAGAGUUGAAGGUGAUGAUCCAAACUUUUGUAUGGUGGGUAGUUUAUAUGAGACGACUACGUUGGAGGAUCCUACUGUAAUGAGUAACGCCCAACAAAAAAUAGAAAUAUGCACAGAAUUGCAAAGUUGUGGCGUAGGAAAAAGAGAUGAUGACUAUAGUUGUCGGCAUGGUGCUGCAGAUUCUAGCGUGCCAUCUAAGAAGAUAUAUCCGAUUAAUAAAAUAAGAAUGGGCGACAUAACAGGCCCAUGUGGUAACACUAACUGCCCCUUGGCCCAUAAAGUUAGAACAUACAUUAGAAAUUUAGAAGCAUAUAAACGAGAAGCUGGAAGCAAAAUAACGGAAACAAAAGAUAUCACUAAAAGAAAGAUUUGUGGUACAUGUGACUGUAAAGAUGAUCGUUGGCAUCGUGAGGAAUGUCCAGAAAAACUAGAAAAAGAAGGAAAACAAGGUAAGGUUGAAUGUACAGGGUGUGGCGGUAAAGCAAAAGCAGGAGAAACUUGUGAAGAUCGAAGAAAAAAAAUGUUUGGCACAGGUGUAACACCGAAAUCCAGUAAAACGACGGUUGCCUAUGUCUUUAGUGUAACAAAAGUGCCUGGCUUUAAAGAAUCUGUGUAUAGAAAUAAAAUUGGCAGCGAAAUGGUUAUAACUAACUGUUAUUCUCAAACGACCGGCAACAAUGAGCCCUUAAAUGUCAAGCGCGGUUGCUCUUGUUUUAAACCAGGAUGUACAUGGAACCAAGAUGAAAUAAGUUUAAACGUACCGCCAAUCAAAUUAUCAGAGAAGCCAAAAUUUCCCGAAAAUAGAAUACCUAACCAGGGUAACCAAGCUAUAGUUUACAAUGUUGAAGUUAAUGAUUCGAAACGCAAAAUCCCUGUUUAUAAUUGCGUGGAAAUAUCUGAGAACAAGGACUGUGAGUGUAACCCACCAAAGCCUUCACCUCCAUGUAAAACAUUUGACUGUGAAUGCUUAACUGAAAUAUCAAACAAAGCUGCAAGAAAAGCACAUAAGCCUUUCUGCCCUUUAUACAAACACAAAAACAACUGCCCAGUAACUAUGAUGCAGGAAGAAGAGGAGAAGGCGAAAGCUGAGGACUAUGAAGAUGAAGCUGAACCUUUACCUUAUGGAUUGCCACCUAUUAAACUUGGACCCUGUCCUGUGUUAGGACGACCUUGUACUGUUCCUGAUGGUUUUGCGAGAAUGUACAAAAAUGCGGCCUUGCCCGCACAACCACCAAGCUAUAGCGAUGCAGGCAAAGUUUGCUGUUCCAAAGAAUACGAAAGAAUAAAGAAGGCAAUAAAAGAAUAUAUGAAAUAUGAGAAGGAUCAUGAUUUCAGAUGUGUUAAUAAGUUUAAUGUGGACACUGAAAGAAGAUGCUGCGAUAAAGAGCAGAAAUUACUCUCCCUUAUGGGUAAAGGUUGUUGUGGCUCCCAUAAAAUAGCCAUACAAGAUAAAUUUAAAGAAGAGAACAAAAGUGCU